AUGAUGGAUCUCGAUGUAGAAAAAAGCAUUGAUUUUGAUUUCUUUGAUGAAAGCCCUCAAGGAGAACAAGAACAUGUUACGCAGCAAGUUUCUGCUUUGAAACCCCCCCUGCACCCUCACUCGACAAAGCAGUUACCGAAACCUGACAGUGCAGUAAAUGAUAAUAAACAUUGUGACAGUAGUAAAGGAGAAGGGUCAUCAACAGAGUCUGAUUCUAGUAGAGACAACAGUCCUGAUCGUUCAAGUGGAUCAGACAGUGAGGAUGUUAUUGAGUCAUCUAAUACGCACAAGAAAAAUGCAGUAGAAUCUCGGAACAGCCGUUCAAGGUCAUCUAGUGCUUCAAGCGUGGGGAGCAGUGUCAGCUCUAACUCUUCAACAGACAUUGAGCAGACGAACAGACGUGAUAGCAGCUGGUCAAAAUCUGAGUCUUCAGAUGUAAGAAAUGGCAAAAGGUCACAAUCAGGCAGCGAUGAUAGAGAAAAGCGACCUAUAAAUCCCUUAGCAAAGCCUGUAAAACAACAAGCUACAUUUAAUAAGGGCAGACAUCGAGAGAAUGCUGAGGACAGUUUGAAUAUGUUUUCUGAUAGCGAUAGUAGCAGGUUAAAAUUGUCUGCCACAUAUCCGAAAGGCAAUAGAUUUGCUGAGGAAACUUCAGGAAACAAGGACACAAAACAAGCAUGGGAUAAGGUAAAGGGAACAAAAGAAAAGAAAAAGAUGUCAAUAUUUACUGAACAUUCUAAAACAGUAAGGACAGACAGGCCAAAAACGGCAGUAAGAAGGAAUGAUAAACAGUCAAACAGGAACCAGCGUAGUAGAAGUCGUUCAGAUGAUGACAGUAAUUCAGACAGCGAUAUCACAGAUGUUUCAUCAAUUGAAACUCCUAGAAAUGAAAUUGAAGACAGUAGAUAUAAACAGAAAAUUGAAGAAGGUGCUAGAAUGACUUCUGCAGGGGAUGGCCAUCCCUUUAAAUUACAGUUCAAACCUGUGAGUCAUGGCCAUGAGAAAGACAGUGCUGUUAACUACGACUAUGAUCCUGAUAAGAUCACAGGCUUUGAUCUCAAGAUCCUGAUGAAAGCUGUUGGGGAGUUGGAAAAACAAAACAGAGUUCAGACCAACUCUCGGCGAGUCAUGUUUGCUCCCGCAAAUCUGAAGAGUUCUGAAAAAUCAAACUAUACAUUCGACAGAAACCAGACACGUGAUAUCGAGAGGGAGAAUCACAGGUUACUGAAAGAAAUAAUUCGACAAGUCAGUGCUGGGGAGCAGAAGAGGCAGUUCCAUCGACAGUCAGGAACCUACAGGUUGACACCAUCAGCCGUCAACAGGGAGAGAGAUAUACAGAGAAUUGAAAGGGAAAAUCUGGCAUUUCUGAAACGUCUGCAGGAAGUCAGGCCUACCAAAUCUAUAUGUAGAGAUCAACAACUGAGAGCUUAUGAGACUACUGUUUUCCAUGGUGUCCCCGUUGCAGCACUGCAUCACAUAUCAAAUGGAAAACGUUCACGAAAUGAUGCAGUAGAUAGUGCAAGCACAUUAGGUGGAGGACGUGCCGAAAGUGCAACCAGCAUAAGCAGUAUUGGCUCAUCAGUUCGCUGCAUGGGAUCAGGUCGUAGCAGUCGGCCUACUAGUGCAAAGUCAGGCUUCAGCAGCAAACGGAUUGAUAGCCGUCCUGCCUGGACAGACCGUUGGUGA
This is a messenger RNA of Candidula unifasciata, 1686 nucleotides long. The record is from the annotation of a GenBank genome assembly. NCBI's taxonomy places the organism in Eukaryota, Metazoa, Mollusca, Gastropoda, Stylommatophora, Geomitridae.